Messenger RNA from Pseudophryne corroboree (corroboree frog), 2988 nucleotides. RefSeq lists its product as uncharacterized. Gene Ontology annotation, molecular function: DNA-binding transcription factor activity, RNA polymerase II-specific; RNA polymerase II cis-regulatory region sequence-specific DNA binding. Gene Ontology annotation, biological process: regulation of transcription by RNA polymerase II. Bases 144 to 1757 code for a protein of 537 amino acids. Lineage: Eukaryota; Metazoa; Chordata; Amphibia; Anura; Myobatrachidae. The record is from RefSeq and is a predicted model, not a curated record. The transcript has 8 exons. Gene Ontology annotation, cellular component: nucleus.
CUCUCUCCGGCGCCAUCUUAGAUCCUGGCGAGCGCUUCUCUAUCACAUGCCCAAAACCACUUCCUGAUAACGGAACGGUGUGCAACGUUAGCAGUAAGGCGGAGGUUCCUAUAAGGUGUGAGGAUGUCACUGUCUAUUUCUCCAUGGAGGAGUGGGAGUAUAUAGAGGAACACAGGGAUCUGUACAAGGACGUGAUGAUGGAGAAUCACCGGCCCCUCACAUCACUGGGCAGGACCAGUUACAGAAAUCCCCCAGAGAGAUGUUCCCGUCAGCUUUAUUCACAGGAUCAUAAAGAAGAAAAUCACAGUACCUCACCAGAUUAUCAGGACGAAGAUCUUACUGGUAUUAAAGUAGAAUAUAUAGACGAAGAAGAGGAGACGUAUGAUCAGCAGUGUAAGGAGGAGGAAAUCCCUACGGGUAUCGGCACAGAUCCAUCUGCUCGCAUCAAGCAGGAAUCCGACUCAUGUGACGGAGAAAAUCUCCCAUACCGUGACAUCUAUGCGUCCACAGAUCAUACACCGUAUUCAUCUACUUAUAUUACGGAGGAAUCCGAAUCUUCGCCCCUUGGACCACAACACAAGAGAAGGGAAGCGAGGAAGAGAAUGGCAGAGGAACUGCAGGACUUCGGAGAGGAGAACUGGGGCGAUGACAACGGGCAAGUAUGCAAAACCAAGUGCGGCCGCAACAUCCGGUUCUCCCACGACGAGAACUGCGUCCUCAUCAACAGCAUAGUCGCCUGCUACGAGCAGAUUUUGGGGAGUCGGGCAGCCAAGACGCCCCUUAGUCGCAAACGCCAGCUGUGGAACCAGGUCUGCCACGUUGUAAAUGCGGUGGGCCCGCUGAAACGCUCUGUGACACACUGCAAGAAGAGGUAUUCAGACAUAAAGAGGCGCGUGAAAGAGAAGGUGGCAGAGGAGAGAAGGGCCGCUGUUGGGGCGGCAGACGGCGAGCCUCCAGUGGUUGUCGAAUACCUGUCCUAUGAGGAGCAGCUGAGGCGCGUCCUCCCAUUUGAGCUUCUUCAUGGUGCCAAUGAUUCUUAUCAGGCUGCAAGAGGUUCCUCCCGCAGGCAACCUCCGCCCUCUCAAGCCGACACAACCAAAGAUGAGGAGGAACCUGGACCAUCGUGGCACCACACACAGCAGACAAAUUUAGAAGAGCCCGACGACGAGCCUACGGAGGUUGAACGUGACACCCUGUUUACACUCCAUCCUCUCGACACAGACGCCCCCCGGCCUGCCGCCGACAGAAGUCCAACGCGUUACCCGUCUCAGAAUGAAGCCCCCCUUCACCCACCGCCACGCCCUUCUGAGCCUUUCACUAAUCUGCAAGGUGCCGUCGAUGAUUUCAGGCGCACCCAAAGAGACUUUAUGCACGGCCAAAAUCGUCAGAUGCGUCAAAUUAAUGCCCACUUGCAAAGGGGCUUAAGACACAAUUGCGUAGAUAUAAACGCACAGAAUCGGAUCGCCAAUGCCCUCGAGAGAAUAGACAGCCAUUUAUUACAGAUUAGCGGGGCGUUACAGGGCUUAACAGGGUCUGUGAGGGAACAUAGCGCUGCUUGUAUAGCUACCAUUUCCCAGUUGCACCAUGAUGUCUUGGCACGCCUACCGCUCACGCCGCCUUCUCCCGAGAGCAGUGCUGCCAGCACCCCCUCAACAUCUGUGACAGGUACUCCCCCGAGACGACGUGGCCGCCCCAGACGUGGCAGAAGUAGGGGCAUAAAAAGUGAACCAUCCUAUAAAAAAAUGAAAGAAAAAUAGUUUAGGAUUUUAUAAAAAAAUAAAUAUAUAUUGUAUUUUUGUGUAUUCCUUUACAGCAUUGGUAAUAAGUAAAAUGCUUUUUAUACACCUUUUACAUAUGAGGUAUUGUUGAAUUAUUAUUUCAGUGAUCUGCACCUAAGUAUUUUUCUUCGCUGUCUAUCAGUAGGCUUAUAUUGUAAUAAAACCAUGUAGCGCAAUAGAUAGUAAGCAGCAACAAUACCAAUUAGCACCAGACUUAGCAAGGCACCUGAACGCCAAAGGUGUGCCCAAUCACAUACUCAGUAGUCAUCACAUGAUCAUUCCCUAUGGCUCAAGUCUGCAGCAUAGUGAUGACUAGCAAAGGAUACAGAACUUAUGGCAUAUACCAGCAGUACCCUCAUCCUUCAUGUGCUUUUCCAUCCCUCACCUACAGACGUGCCUUCUUACACCUACCCUUUCUGUGCCACAUGGCGUGAGAGGCCUGGCACAAUUCCCAUGGGGUGCUACUUUUUCCUCAGCUUUGCGGCAUAGUUUGCCUAUAGUGUACUUAGGCUUAGUGUUUUGUCACUGCUAAGUAGCAAGCCCAUGAUGCGCUUAACCACUCAAUCGGUAUGGGCGGAAAUCUUAUGGGGCCAGCUGCACUGCCGGCGCUGGCCCCCCCGGAAGAUUUUUGGGCUACCUCACUAAUUCCCUGGGGACCGCCGGCGCUGAUUGGACGGCGCCCUGGGAACCCGCAUAAACCAUUAUAGUGUUAAGCCCUCCCCCCCUGGCCUCCUAUUGGCUGGGGGGCGGGCUUAACUGCGUAAUGGUUUGUGCUAUUUCUCGGGUGCCGCAAGAUGGCCAGGAUUCAGCGCUGGCGAUCCCUGCGGGAAAUCGCCCCCCUGCACUCCCCCCACUUUAAAAACACACCCUGGGAGGUGUUUUUUUUUUUUUUUUUUAAAGAUUAAGGGGUUAAUUUGGUGCAGUUUGAGAAUAGAUGUAUGUGGACACGUCUGUAGACCAUCACCUCUCUAUUGCCAAUAAUGGCCGCCAACCUCAUCUUUUAGCCGUCACUGCUUUUGUGGAUAUUAUGACUGCAUGUGCAGCAGUGUUUAGACAGCUUGUAUCCUAUGUUAUGCAACGUUUUGUGCUGUAAGUAUUUGCAUUUUAUUUUCCAUUUUUUUAUUGUUUGCACAACUGCUCUUUAUGUAUUAUGUAAGGCGCGGUGGAUCCCGUGUGGCACCAGAUAAAUAAAAGCCUGCUACUACACUCA